This is a messenger RNA of Hyaloscypha bicolor E, 607 nucleotides long. RefSeq lists its product as uncharacterized. NCBI's taxonomy places the organism in Eukaryota, Fungi, Ascomycota, Leotiomycetes, Helotiales, Hyaloscyphaceae. The transcript is spliced from 3 exons. The record is from RefSeq and is a predicted model, not a curated record. Bases 42 to 464 code for a protein of 140 amino acids.
CCGAAACUGGUCAACCCCCAACAAGGGUGGCCACGGCCGUCAUGCCAUUCAAUACCGCACCGCUUGGUUACACCACGCCUCCAUUUCCAUCUCUGUACUGGCCCUACAAGGCAAAGCCAGGCGUUGCGAAUUACCUUUACUAUGCCCACGAUAUUUGGCGCCAUACUCUUCUCUGGACCCUUAUCAUAUUUGCUGUGUUCCAUCUGGCUGUGGCAGCAUUUGCCGUGUUGAUGCAAUUGGGAAAAGGCAAGAAAGCUUGGCAAUAUGUUUGGGCCAUCCCACUACUCUACUCUCUGGUUGCUGGGGUUGAGGCUCUGUUAGCCGGAAGUAUCGUUGGUUUGAUCCUUGGCACAGUAUACAAUGCGGGAUACUUCAAAAUGUCGACAUGGAUCCCAUUUAUAUGGGCGCUGAUCAACGUCUUGAUAUUGAUUCUGUCGUCAUUUUCCAUUCAAGGAGGUUUAUGAACGUGAACAUCCGACGGCUCUAUACAAACACAGCACCACUGGCAUGGUUGCAAUAUCAUCUCAAUAUCCAGGGGACCCAGCCACCGCCGCCACGACAUUAUACUCUCUUGAAAUAACCAUGGCCUGGCCAGAGUCCUGACCUU